Molecule: messenger RNA, 1806 nt
Organism: Trichobilharzia regenti
Lineage: Eukaryota; Metazoa; Platyhelminthes; Trematoda; Strigeidida; Schistosomatidae
Source: the annotation of a GenBank genome assembly
AUGUUUCGCCAGGUUAAUCGUUGGAAAACAUUGUUUAAGGGUUCGCGGCGGUCUACUCAUCAAACAGAUACGAAAAAACCAUACUUUCUUACAUGUCCAAUAUUUUACGUCAAUGCAAAACCUCACUUAGGUCAUGCCUACACGAUGUGUUUAGUUGAUUCUUGGGCAAGAUAUAGUGUUCUCCGGCAACAGUCAAUAAUAUGCAAACCUUUCCGCCAAUUAGAUUCUCUUCAAUUCACCGCUAAUUUGAAUCAUUCGAAGGGGAAUAAAACAUUUUUGUCGUGUGGAACUGAUGAACAUGGAUCAAAAGUGAAUCGUGCUGCAAGCGCUUGUAAUCUAGACCCAUUACAAUAUUGCAAUCAAAUGAGUCCUUUAUUUAAGGAUCUAUGCCAUGCUACACAUGUCAAUUACAAUGAUUUUAUACGUACUACUGAGGGCAGACAUAUGAAUGCUGUUCAGGCAUUUUGGAAACGUUUAACCGACAGUGGUCACCUAUAUCGAAGUAAAUAUUCUGGUUGGUAUUGUACCUCGGAUGAAACAUUUUACAUGCCAUGGGAAAUUGAAACUUCAUCGUCAUCAUCAGCAUCAUCAUCGCCGUUGUCGUCGUCGUCGUCGUCACCGACAUCCCUUUCCAAAGAUGGACCUGUAGCAAAAGAAACCGGUAAUCCAGUAGAAUGGGUUGAAGAAGACAAUUAUGUAUUUAGGAUAUCAUCAUUUAAAAAUGACUUACACUCAUGGUUGGAUUCAGGAGUAUUUCCUAAGUCCUCCACUCAAUCUGUUUGGACUGAAAUAGCGCACGGUAUGGUAGACACAAUUCAUGAUGUAUCUGUAUCAAGGCCAAAAAGUCGUUUGAAUUGGGGUAUACCAGUUCCUGGCGACGACCAACAAGUGAUUUAUGUCUGGUUAGAUGCACUAAUCAAUUAUCUGACAGUAACAGGAUUCCCAUGGUCAGAUGAUGAUGAUGAUGUCGGUAAUUCCAAGCGUAUUUUAUGGCCACCAGAUGUGCAAUUUUUAGGCAAAGAUAUAUUAAGAUUUCAUGCCGUACUUUGGCCUGCUUUACUUAUGGCUACUGAUCUUCCCUUACCGAAACGCCUUAUAUGCCAUCAUCAUUUACUUGUUGAGAAUAUUAAGAUGUCUAAGAGUAAAGGUAAUCAUAUUGAUCCAAUGACUGAACAAUACGAUUUAUUAUCAUCACAAGAAGUAAAGAAUCUAACCCCAGCUGAAUCCGAUGUCUUACGAUAUGUUCUAUUACGUCAACCAUUACUUUCAUUCGAUGGAUCGUAUAAUCGAGAAAUGGCAAAAAAGCUAGUGAAUACAGAACUUGUCAAUUGGAUUGGUAAUCUACUUUCUCGCAUCACUUCUGAAGCACUUAACCCUGAACAGUCUAUUAUCCAGUUGGAUCGUAAAGAUGUCGACGACAUUUUCUCUCAUGAUGAAUUGGAUGCUGAUUUCCUCAACAGCUUAGAAAGUCUUUCGCAUCGUUUUGACAAACUUUGGUGGGAUGAAUUACAACCGCAUAAUGCUAUUGAAGAGGUAUUACGUGUUAUCCGCCAGGCAAAUGCAUUCAUUACUCGACAUACUCCUUGGAAUGAAAAAGACGCGUUGCGAAGACAGUGUAUUUUAUCAGUUGUUGCAGAAGCACUGAGAAUAUGCGGAUUUCUCCUUCAACCUAUUAUACCAAAUUUAUCGCUUCGGUUAUUAAACAGACUUGGUGUGUACGCUGAUGGUGAUGACAAGCAAUCAAAUGUUUGUGGUAAACUGCGUGUUUUAGGUGAAAGCAGCGAGAAAUUUCUUCGUAAAUUGUAG